This is a messenger RNA of Laetiporus sulphureus 93-53, 2306 nucleotides long. RefSeq lists its product as uncharacterized. The record is from RefSeq and is a predicted model, not a curated record. The coding region runs from base 236 to 1948 and encodes 570 amino acids. The transcript has 17 exons. NCBI's taxonomy places the organism in Eukaryota, Fungi, Basidiomycota, Agaricomycetes, Polyporales, Laetiporaceae.
CGCGGAGGUGCAUGAAACGUCGCAUCUGAGAUACCUCUGAUAGCAACCAAUGCUAGUUUAGCGGUCAUGCGAAGCUCAACACGAAGAUAUCGGUAUCUUAGAACGGUCAGCUAUGUGCACGAAUCAAGGUUUAUGAUCAGUGCUGUGCGGCCGGCAUAUUCCGACUCUGUGGUCUUGAAGGCUGUGCGCAAACGAGCAGCAAACGUCUUCAUAGUGAUACACAUACACUUCAGAAAUGGCACUCUCCGGGAUCUUCACCAUUAUGAAUGCGUCCUCGCCAUACUACGCAAGAAUCGAGGAAGACAGUGAUGGUGCUGGCUUGACGGGUGCCCUCUCGGAACGUAACCGUAUCAUUGACGCAGCGAAAUGGCUAUUAGUCCCUGCAGAACCUGGCAAUACGACAGAUGCCCACCAACGCUAUAAAAUCAAGAAUGUCGCGCACUCCCGAUAUGCAGUGUCGGAUUAUACUCGAUCUCCCGGUGCACCUGUCUUCAGUAGUAACAGAGAAAACUUUCAGUGGUGGAUUAUCAAAAAGGAGGACCCAAUCUCAUGUGGAGAAGAUGUAUACAGUAUUGUGCAUAAUGAUCACCGAGACAUGUCCUGGAGGUUGCCGAACGAUGACAACGGUGCACCGAUCGAGCUUCAUCUUCCAUCGAAAGACCGUCACUCUCUCUGGAAGAUCACACCCUAUCCUCCUCCACCAGAAUCCGGCGCGAAUAGACUGCCAUUCGAAGACAAAUCGAUUCUGACUCUGACUUCAGUGGAACAAAAAUUUGAUGACGAAGAAGACGGUCUCGCCGUAACAUUACGAUGGGAACGGUUGCCUCCCUACUGCCUAGAAUUCCUCGAACCACUUUUGGUGAAACAUCGAAAUGUAGUAAUCGCGAUCUUGCAGGUACAGGCCCCAUUCAGGUCAAGCUCUCAGGAUCUUUCCGCGAUCCUACGUAUGAGGGACAAUACUGCUUUCGAUAUCUUUGCUGCCACGGUGCUUUACAAUAAUGCUGUCGAAGUCACUGUGGAGAUUGGAAGAUUUAAGCUCUAUCCUGAGGACUCCCCCAUCACUGCAGCUCUUCCACAAUAUGAGUACCACUACGUGUGGCGGAAGCCUUUAGUCUUCGAAAGUCUUCAUUCCUUCCGAGAAGGUAUCACCUUGAGAAAUCUCCAGAUCACAGGGAGCGGCCGGGAUACCUUCGGGCAAUUCAUACGCUCGUCGGUAAUUAUCGAUGUGACGAAUGUCUCCUGCCUCAAUCUCAGAGCUUCUAUGACGAUUGGUAUAUACGUCGGUAAUUCCAAGAUCGGUGCCGCCGAAGUUAAGGACUUGAAAUCUGCCCCAGGAAAAAAGGUGGAACACAAACUUCAGUGGAAACUCCGGCCUUUCAAUCCAGUCAAUCACGAUUUUCGAGCCGUCAUAAACCAAUACAUCACCAAGGAAACCCAGGUGCCCAUUUUGCUGAAAGUCGAGAACAUCAGUACAACGAUUUGCGGGCAUUUAAUCAAUCUGCCGCGGUUCGAAAUCAACACGUAUAUCCAAGGAAUAGCAUCGAAGGUUAUACCUCAUGUCGACGUAUAUAUACACCUUGUGCCUGUUCUGCUCCGACGCAGGGUAUCAUUCAGAUUCGAUAUUGAUAAUCCUCUGGAUACGAUGCUGGAGAUUUGCAAAAUUAGACUGGACGUUUCCGUCAGAGGCGCGCAUAUUGCAAAUGUCUCACACGAUUUCAAUGAGAAUGGCCAGUCUUUCAUCAUUAAGGCCAGAGAUAAAGUCCGCAGUCCGAUGGUUCCACAUGCAUGGCUAGAUGCAGGCUACCUGAAAGCGUUGCAGCUAGCUGUCGAUCGCAGAGCCUGUCUGGAUGUCAAGGUGAAGUCUGCCAUUCUGAGGGUUGAUCAGUUCGAACUGAGUGGCUUGGAGUUCACGUUUUAUGAACUACCUUUCAAAAUUCAUUGGUUCUAAUCACUCAUCGGUGAUUUGCGUCUGUAGUCAUCGUGUUCAUAGUUGUAUUAGUAUGUUAAUACCUUUGCCGAACCCAGGGUUGAGGAGGACUACAGGUAAUAAUGGUCCCCGUCGGGUAUCCGUCGGAGGUGUGCAGGGCAUCGAUAUAAUUAGCACGUACUACUCUAUCGCCGAUAAACGAACUGGAUGCGCCGGAAUGCUCCUUGCCGUCUUGUGCAGCGCGUGCUUGACCACGUCGAUCUUGGAUCUUCCGGUCGGGCAGCAGACCAACAUGCUCCGAAGUAAAAGUACCAUGUACAUAUAAGCGAUCUGUGCAUACGUUGACCCAUUUCAGUCGUCUUGGCAUUAGCAAUCCACG